This is a messenger RNA of Cadophora gregata, 1266 nucleotides long. RefSeq lists its product as uncharacterized. Gene Ontology annotation, biological process: alkanesulfonate catabolic process. The transcript is spliced from 3 exons. Gene Ontology annotation, molecular function: alkanesulfonate monooxygenase activity. Bases 1 to 1266 code for a protein of 421 amino acids. Lineage: Eukaryota; Fungi; Ascomycota; Leotiomycetes; Helotiales; Ploettnerulaceae. The record is from RefSeq and is a predicted model, not a curated record.
AUGUCUGCAAAGAGGCAAAGAACUUCCAAUGGCACUGCCGCUGUCGCCCAGAAUGGAAAUGCUGCAUUGAAUGGAGACCAUUACACUGCAGCUUCAGAUAUCAACGAUGAUCCUGAUCGCGUCAAGUUCGCAUACUGGGUUCCAAAUGUCUCAGGCGGACUGGUUAUUUCAAAGAUCCCACAGCGAACUGGUUGGGACUACGAAGCAAACGUGAGGUAUGCGCAAACAGCUGAGAAUGUCGGCUUUGAGUAUGCGCUGUCACAAAUUCGCUUCAUGGCAGGAUAUGGAGCUGAAAAUCAACAUGAAUCUGUCUCAUUCUCACAAGCUCUCCUACACGCCACAAGGAAACUCAACGUAAUCGCCGCACUCCUCCCAGGACCCUGGAAUCCCGCAGUAGCAGCCAAGCAAAUCGCCAGCAUCGAUCAUUACACCAACGGUCGCAUCUCCGUGAACGUCGUGUCCGGCUGGUUCAAAGCAGAAUUCACCAGCAUCGGACAAUGGUGGCUUGAACACGCAGAGCGAUACCGCCGGAGUAGAGAAUUCAUUGAAUGUCUACGAGGGAUCUGGACAGAGGAAAAGUUCACUUUCAAAGGCGACUUCUACCAAUUCCACGACUAUCCACUCUCGCCCAAACCCCUCUCCUUACCUGGUCGUCCCCAUCCUCUGAUCUUCCAAGGAGGUAAUUCAAUUGAUGCGAGGGAUAAUGGCGCGAAUGUCUCGGAUUACUACUUCAUGAACGGGAACACACUUGAAGGCUUCCAGGAACAAAUCGCGGACGUGAAAGACCGCGCUGCGAAAGCCGGCCGAUCAGGAGAAGUCCGCUUCGCAGUCAACGGCUUCGCAAUCGUCAAAGAAACAGAAGCAGAAGCCAUCCAACUCCUCUCCGAAAUCCAAGGCAAAGCCGAUAAAGAAGCUGUACAAGCAUUCGGCGACGCCGUCAAACAGGCCGGCUCAUCAACAAGUAAUAAGAAGGGCAUGUGGGCUGAUAGCAAGUUUGAGGAUCUGGUGCAGUAUAAUGACGGGUUUAAAACGAAGCUGAUUGGGACGAAGGAGCAGGUUGCGGAUCGGAUUUUGCUGUUGAAGAGUUUGGGGAUUGAUAUUGUGCUUUUGGCGUUUUUGCACUAUGAGGAGGAUAUUGAGGCGUUUGGGAGGGAGGUUUUGCCGCUUGUGAGGAGGUUGGAGGCGGAGGGGAGGGGGAAGAAUGUUGAGGAGGAGAUUGAGAGGACGGGAGAGGUCUAUAGGGCGAAAAAGGUGGCGAAGGAUUGA